Messenger RNA from Hansenula anomala, 1527 nucleotides. RefSeq names its product MRX complex nuclease subunit (gene MRE11). The annotation marks the transcript as partial. Gene Ontology annotation, molecular function: DNA endonuclease activity; manganese ion binding; 3'-5'-DNA exonuclease activity. Gene Ontology annotation, cellular component: Mre11 complex; nucleus. The record is from RefSeq and is a predicted model, not a curated record. The transcript has a single exon. Gene Ontology annotation, biological process: double-strand break repair via homologous recombination; mitotic intra-S DNA damage checkpoint signaling; telomere maintenance. NCBI's taxonomy places the organism in Eukaryota, Fungi, Ascomycota, Saccharomycetes, Phaffomycetales, Wickerhamomycetaceae.
AUGCCCCAAGUAGGUCCAAUUGAGCCAGGUCCAGAUACCAUAAGGAUCCUCAUAACGACAGACAACCAUGUCGGUUAUAACGAGAACGACCCGGUCCGUGGUGAUGAUGCGUGGAAAACUUUUGAAGAAAUAAUGUACAUUGCAAGAGAUAAUGAUGUUGAUAUGGUUUUACAAUCUGGUGAUCUUUUCCAUAUAAAUAAACCUACAAAGAAAUCACUAUACCAUGUUAUGAAAAUCCUUAGAAGAACUUGUUUUGGUGAUAGACCUUGUGAAUUGGAAUUGUUGAGUGAUCCUUCAUUAGUAUUUGAUGAUGGGUUUAAUAGUGUGAAUUAUGAAGAUCCAAAUCUAAACAUAUCCAUACCAGUGUUCAGUAUAAGUGGUAAUCAUGAUGAUGCUUCUGGUCAAGGUUUACUUUCUCCAUUGGAUCUAUUGAAUGUUAGCGGGUUGAUUAAUCAUUUUGGUAGAGUUACUCAAAGUGAUGAUAUUAACAUAACGCCUUUACUAUUACAGAAAGGUUUAACAAAACUUUCGUUAUUUGGAUUAGCUAGUGUUCGUGAUGAAAGAUUAUUCAAAACUUUUAGAGAUGGGAAAGUUAAAUUCAGUUUACCAUCUAUACAAACAGAUGAAUGGUUCAACCUAAUGUGUGUUCAUCAAAAUCAUACAGCUCAUACAAACACAGCAUAUCUACCAGAGCAUUUCCUUCCAAGCUUUUUGGACUUGGUGAUAUGGGGGCAUGAACAUGAAUGUAUACCAUAUACGGUCCCUAAUGCAGCUACUGGGUUUGAAACUUUACAACCUGGUUCAUCAGUGGCAACUUCAUUAUGUGAAGGUGAAGCGGUUGAGAAAAAAGUCUUCAUCCUUAAUGUUAAUCAAAAAAAUUACAACUUGGAACCAAUCAAGUUGAAAACUGUACGACCUUUCCAUAUGCUGGAAAUUUCAUUAUCAACAGUACCAGCUAUAAGACCAGGACUUGCUUAUAAAAAUGAAGUUACUCAGUUCCUUAUUGAAAAAGUGGAAAAUUUGAUCAAAGAAGCAAAUGACGAUUAUAAAUUGGAGAAUCCAGAUGAUGAAUCACCACCAUUACCUCUAAUCAGAUUAAGAGUUGAUUAUUCAGGGGGUUAUGAAGUGGAGAAUCCAAGAAGAUUUAGUAAUAGAUUUGUGGGGAAAGUUGCUAAUGUUAAUUCAGUUGUGCAAUUCCAUAAAAAGGAUAAAAAUCUUAAUGGUUUGAAUUCAAAAAUUGGUAAAAUAUCACUUUCAAGAGAAAAUGGUGAUGAUGGUGAAGGUGCUGAAGGUAUUCACGUUGAAACUUUAAUUAAUAAUUUCUUGAAAGAAGCUGAAUUAUCUUUAUUACCUGAACAAGGUCUUAAUGAUGCUAUUAGGCAAUUUGUGGACAAAGAGGAUAAAUCCGCAUUGAAAGAGUUCGUUGAUACCGAAAUGGCUAGUGAAGUUAAACAAUUUAUGCAAAGUAAUGAUUUAAAUUUUGAUGAUGAUUUCAAAACAAUUUUGAAAAAAAUUAAAAAAGAACGU